Molecule: messenger RNA, 4004 nt
Organism: Acanthopagrus latus (yellowfin seabream)
Lineage: Eukaryota; Metazoa; Chordata; Actinopteri; Spariformes; Sparidae
Gene: arvcfa
Product: ARVCF delta catenin family member a
Exons: 17
Coding region: 458-3148 (896 amino acids)
Biological process (GO): cell-cell adhesion; cell-cell junction assembly
Cellular component (GO): nucleus; cytoplasm; plasma membrane
Molecular function (GO): cadherin binding
Source: RefSeq, a predicted model, not a curated record
AACAAAGCAAUAACCUGACAGUUCAGUUUCUUUGAGAAUCUCUGUGUAGCUGUGUUUGAACAGCACCUUGCUCAAGUUAAGGGGAGGGAGAGAUGAAUGGGAAGAGGAGGAAGAGAGAGCAAGGACAGGGAACAAUACGCGUCCGCCGACUACAACUUUUGAUUAAGUUUACAGGAACUGUUAAGGCUGUGUGCACAUCCACUCCGUCCAUGUGCCAAAUACACACAAGGCAUGCACGCAAAAAUGUCUGGGAUAAUGCUAUGCUGCUCUGUUCAGGUUUGCAAGUUGCAAAGGAAAUCUGAAAAGUAGUUCUCACUUCACCACUCACUUGUUGAUCAGCAGUGGAAAAGAUGAUGGACGGUGAAAUCUGCACGGAUGUAGCUGCUGAUCGAUCGGGACGUUCCUAAGACUUGCAAUCUGGACCACAGCGUUUUGACAUUUAAGCACCCUGAGCGUGAUGCCAGAGAAAAAUGGCCACUGUGAGCAGAGUUCUGAGGGGCCUCCUCCUCCGCUGUCUCUGUCCCAGGACGCCAAAGAGGCGACUCUGGAUAACCCAUGCACCACCGACGAGCUGGACACGCCAACCUCCAUCGCCUCCGUGAUGACCUCGACCAAUGAGAGCUCCACGGAGACCGACACCCCGCAGCAGACGGACACAGAGGAGUCCAAAGCCGUGGAACAAGAGAGCGAACAGGCCCCAAGUGAGAUCCAAGAAUCCUCAGAGACGCAGCAGGAGAACAUCCACGCAUCGGACACAACCGAUCUCGCAUCGACCCCUGAGGUUCAAGAAGACACUCCUACAGAGCCGCCUGUUCUUGACGCAAACACCGAGCCCCCUGAGUCCGUCACACCGGCAGCACCAACCACAGCACCGCCCCAACCUGAAGUGCUCCCGCUGCCUGGCGAGCCUCAACCAGUGAACCCAGACAGGCAGAGCAGAGUGUACACCCUCCCCGACAGCUACAGAGGCAUCGGGGGUGACAUCUGUCCAGGGUAUGGAAGCCUGUCCCGCGCCACCCUCCACAGCUACUGGCCCCCCAAGAACUUCCAGCCCGGGGCGCACUACACCUUACCCUUCCUCAGAGACAGCUAUGCUCCCGCAGGACUCAGCAGCCAGACAGAGGAGGAUGGAUUGAGCGAGCGGGGAGAAAACCCUUUGGACAUGAAGCCUGACCACCCAGCUGCCAGUUACCCGACCCUGGGGGGAAUCCACCAGUUCAGGCCAAUUACCACCAUGGAGCUCCUCAGGGAGCCCUCCAGAACCAGAGGCGGCUACGACGACGCCUUUAUGGCCCAGCUCGAAGGGAACCUGAACCCUUUCUUCCAGGCCAUGUGCCGAGCUCAGACCCUGCAGUUCCCCCACAAACGCAGCAGCAUGGUCAGCCUGGACAGCGUCCGCAGAGACCCACGCUGGAGAGACCCCAACCUGCACGAGGUGAUCUCGAUGCUCAGCCACCCAAUGGACCCUGUGAAGUCCAAUGCUGCCGCCUAUUUGCAGCACCUGUGUUAUGAGAACGACCGCAUCAAGCAGGAGGUCCGCCAGCUGAACGGGGUGCCGAUGCUGGUGGAAUUGCUAGACCACCCCAAACCUGAGGUCCACCGCAAGGCCUGUGGUGCUUUGCGCAACAUAUCCUACGGAAAGGACCACAAUAACAAAAUGGCCAUCAAGAACUGUGAUGGCAUCCAAGCUUUAGUCAGGCUGUUGAGGAAGUGUAGCAGCAUGGAGGUCAAAGAGUUGGUCACAGGCACUCUGUGGAACCUCUCCUCACAUGAGCCACUGAAGAUGAUAGUCAUCAACAACGGGCUUCAAACACUGACGGAUGAGAUUAUCAUCCCACACUCGGGCUGGAGGAAAGACUCUGUCGACCCCUCCAAACUGCUGAGCGCUGAGUGGACCACAGUCUUCAAGAACACCAGUGGAUGUCUGAGGAACGUGAGCUCAGACGGGGCGGAGGCUCGACAGAGGCUGAGGGAGUGCGAGGGGCUGGUGGACGCGCUCCUUCACGCCCUUCAAUCAGCUGUUAUCAACAAAGACACUGACAAUAAGCCAGUGGAGAACUGCGUCUGCAUCCUGCGAAACCUGUCCUACCAUGUUCACAAGGAAAUACCAGGAGCGGAGCGGUUUCAGGAACCCCAUGCCAAUCACCUGAUGAGGUCAGUGGGGCACCAGAAGAAGAAGAACGAGCCCGACUGUUUUGGAGGGAAGAAACCCAAAGAGGAGUGGUUUAAUCAAGGUUGGAAAAAUGGAUUUUUGGACAGAAAGUACGGUACAUUGGAUUUACCGAAACGUUCAGAACAAAUGAAAGGGCUAGAGCUGCUGUACCAGCCAGAGGUGGUGAGGCUCUACCUCUCUCUUCUCACCUGCAGUCACAACCACAACACGCUGGAGGCGGCGGCGGGAGCGCUGCAGAACCUCGCUGCAGGACACUGGGCUUGGUCCAGCUACAUCCGCGCCACGGUGAGGAAAGAAAAAGGGCUGCCCAUCCUUGUGGAGCUGCUGCGCUCGGAUGUGGACAAAGUGGUGCGAGCUGUCGCGAUUGCUCUUCGCAACCUGGCGAUGGACCGGAGGAAUAAAGACCUAAUAGGGAGCUACGCUUUGAGGGACCUUGUUGGUAACCUGCCAUGUGGGCAGCAGCACCCGGCGAAGAAUCUCGAGGGAGAUACGGUGGUGUCUAUUCUGAACACCAUCCACGAGAUCAUCACAGACAGCCCCGAGAACGCCCGAGCGCUCAUACAGGGCCACGCUGUGCAGAAGCUGGUGGCCAUCAACAAGUCAAGCCAAUCAGCCCGGGAGACCAAGGCGGCUUCCCAUGUGCUCCAGACAAUAUGGGCCUACAAGGACCUGAGAAACGCUCUGAGCAAGGCAGGCUGGAACAAGAGUCACUUUAAGCCAACGACUACGGGAGUGACUAAAAAAUCCAAGAGUGGGAAGCAAGGCAGCGAUGACAUCACCUUGCCUCUCAUGGACAAAAACCAAGACGUAUAUUCCACUUUAGAGCCAAAUGACAGAGUUGGAGACGGAAAAGGGCCUGUUGUGGAAAGAGACGCUCUCCAGGCGAUAAGUGAGCGGAAACACUUCAUCCGAGCUGGCAGGCCCGCGGUGGGCCUCAUGGAUAACAAACCGCCGCCGCUGGACUCCUGGGUGUAAACAUGACAACACGGCCGGUCGAGCCAGUUUAAUCCUGUAGAGACACUUUUCCAUUGGUGAAAUACGGAUUCGUGCCAUUUAAUCAUUCUUGUACAGACAGAGAAAAACACAUUCGACUAAAAAUAGUUUCCUUUGUUUACAGGAAAUGACGUGCCAAACAUUUACAUGUAUUUAUUACAGAGGUUAUUUGGAAAAUAGACUUGAUGGGUUUUGUCGUUUAGGAUGAUGUACUGUCUGUCUGACAGGACGGAUUAUGUAUGACAUCUGAAUUAGCCUAAAUAUGCAAGAAUCGUGACUCCAAAGAAUAUAUGACAUAUAGAGUUUGAAUUUUACUGCUACACAAGUACGAGAUCAUUUAUAAUACUUCUAGUUUGUCGAGCCAUCGAGGCCUGAGGUGACACGUGGAGCUGUUGUCAUCCAUCCCCGUGGUUUCUGGGCUGGGGACCAUUCUGAUAUGAAAUCAUUUUAAAGAUAUUUUUGGUCCGUGUUUGAGAUAAUUAGGAUUAGGGCUGUCGUCGGCCUCGUCAUCAGAACAUCUGAAUUAUUUAGAAUUCCGUUUUAAUGUUGACAAACCUGCCAUCAAACUAGACUGUGCGGUCUUUAGCGAACCCCCUCUAUUCCAUUUGUUUUCACGAUAGGCAAAAUGGGAUUGUAAAUGUGUAACAAAGGACUGUUAAUAUUCCAAAUGAAGGUAUUUAUAUUGUAAUAUUUAUUGUAAUACCCAUGUUAUUAAUUAAAGGUUAUUGAUGUGUAUUAGCUAAUACCAGUAAGUGAUCCUACAUUCAAUAAAACUCUGCUUUGCAGUGGUCCUUUUUGCAAUGCGAUGUUGAAUGACAAAUGGAAAUAAACAAUGUGC